CCGUGACUCAAACUGCAGUAGCGAAUGACAGUUCAGGGUUUUCAAUGUUAGCUCGAAACUAUUAGAGAUAUAGUUAGUGAUUCCAUUCCAAUCUUCCAAUCAGAGACAGUCGUCAAAUGGUAGGACAAAAUCGGAAAUAAAUUCAAGGCUUCUGUGCAAAAGUAGUGGAUUUCUUAUUGAACUACAUUUUGGGAAAACAUCACUAACUGUCAUUUUCUACCAUGUGUACAGGGAAGUGUUCAAAGUGCAUUGGGAGACUGCUGCUUCCUCUGGGAUUAUGUGCUAUCAUAGCCAACAUUCUUCUGUAUUUUCCUAAUGGAGAGGUGCUUGAUGCAGCUAAGAUAACUGAUUUUGUCUGGUACUUCCAUGGGAUCCUAGGAGCUGGGUUAAUAGUCUAUCUGCCUGCCUUUUUGAUGUUGGGUGCUGGAGGGGAUGGGUGCUGUGCAAACAGAUGUGGGAUGCUGUUGUCUAUGCUCCUGUCUGCGAUGGGGUUCUUUGGAGCGGUGUACUGCAUGAUCAUGUCCUCUCUGGGUCUGGAGCAGGGUCCACUCUGUGACACAGGGGACGGGGACUAUGUGUACCCCUUCAGAAACCAGACACUGGAAGAGAGCUACCUUUUUAAUCAGACUACAUGGGACAUCUGUAAGAAACCUAAAAAUGUGGUCCUCUGGAACGUCACCCUGUUCUCAAUCCUCCUGGUUAUUGGUGCACUUGAGGCUGUCUUGUGCCUCAUUCAAGUACUUAACGGGCUCUGUGGAUGUUUAUGUGGCACUUGCAAGAGGCAAAGACAGGUAAGUGUUGAACAAUAAAAUCAUAAAACAAAACAAAAAACAAAAACUGGAUAAAGGUAUUAUUAUUUUACAGGGUUAGGGAUAGGAAAAGGGAACAGGAAUAUGAUAGGGGGAGGGUUCGUUUUGGAGUUAAGGAUGCAUUUAGGGUUUGGGGUUAAAGGUCAAGGUGUUGGAAUAUGGAUGAGGUGGAGAUUAUUCCUGAACCCCAUAAUGUGUGUUAAUUAUAUUAUAGGAGGGUAAUAAGCAUGUUACUAACA
Molecule: messenger RNA, 1048 nt
Organism: Acipenser ruthenus (sterlet)
Lineage: Eukaryota; Metazoa; Chordata; Actinopteri; Acipenseriformes; Acipenseridae
Product: transmembrane 4 L6 family member 1-like
Exons: 5
Coding region: 222-809 (195 amino acids)
Cellular component (GO): membrane
Source: RefSeq, a predicted model, not a curated record